Molecule: messenger RNA, 771 nt
Organism: Gavia stellata (red-throated loon)
Lineage: Eukaryota; Metazoa; Chordata; Aves; Gaviiformes; Gaviidae
Gene: LGALS3
Product: galectin 3
Exons: 5
Coding region: 1-771 (256 amino acids)
Biological process (GO): positive regulation of calcium ion import; positive chemotaxis; macrophage chemotaxis
Cellular component (GO): immunological synapse; nucleus
Molecular function (GO): carbohydrate binding; laminin binding; IgE binding
Source: RefSeq, a predicted model, not a curated record
AUGUCAGACGGUUUCUCUUUAUCCGACGCUUUGACCACCAACAACAACCCCACUCCCUGUGCCCCCCCCCCCCAAGGCUGGCCCUCCUGGGGGAACCAGCCGCCGGCUCCUGGGGGGUUCCCGGCAUAUCCCGGCCCUCCUGGGACCUAUCCUGGAGCACCGGGAGCAUAUCCUGGAGCACCGGGGCCGUACCCUGGAGCACCAGGGCCGUAUCCUGGAGGACCAGCAGGACAGGGACCGUAUCCGGGAGCACCUGGAGCACCCGCAGGACCAGGGCCGUAUCCUGCCCCAGGACAACCACCCAGUGGCCCUGGAUUUGGGCCCCCUCCUUCGCAGGGGGGACCAGCUCCUCCCAUGAAAGUCCCCUUCGAGCUGCCCCUCCAGGCAGGACUCGCCCCGCGGAUGCUCAUAACCAUCACGGGGACCGUCAACCCCAACCCAAACAGGUUUUCACUGGAUUUCAAGAAAGGGAAUGACAUUGCUUUCCACUUCAAUCCCCGCUUCAAGGAAGACAACAGGAAAGUCAUCGUCUGUAAUUCAAUUUUCCAGAAUAACUGGGGACAGGAGGAGAGGACGGCUCCUAGGUUUCCAUUUGAAGCUGGAAAACCCUUCAAGCUCCAGAUCCUUUGCGAGGUGGAUCACUUCAAGGUAGCGGUCAACGACGCUCACUUGCUGCGGUAUAACUUCCGCGAGAAGAAGCUGAACGAGAUCACCAAACUCUGCAUUGCUGGGGACAUCACCCUCACCAGCGUCAUGCCGACCAUGAUAUAA